Messenger RNA from Rhopilema esculentum, 3141 nucleotides. Its product is annotated as filamin-C. Gene Ontology annotation, biological process: actin cytoskeleton organization. Gene Ontology annotation, molecular function: actin filament binding. The record is from RefSeq and is a predicted model, not a curated record. NCBI's taxonomy places the organism in Eukaryota, Metazoa, Cnidaria, Scyphozoa, Rhizostomeae, Rhizostomatidae.
ACAAUGUUUAUUCAUUUCUAAGUAGAGAUUGAAAAUAUGAAUAACAGCAUAUGCGCGGACUAUUCAUCUACUUUUCUAAUAGUUACCUAUUAUCUGUUGGAACCACAUUAGCAGAUAUGUCUUAGUUCAUCAUGAUGGACUUAAUGCCUGAAAAUUUGUUCCUAGAUCUUCUUGACGAUUCCAGAGGCUGUUGUAUCUUUUCAUCGCUUUGCCGAUUUUGCAAGAAUUCAAAAGCAAAAUGCUACGUGCAAGAGAGACUUUUUGUUGGCUGGUGUAAUUUCUACCUGCGUUUCGCCAACUGCGAAAUAAAAUCCUUGAUUGAAUUGUGGGACUGGACUUGUUUUUUGGCCUUGCUUGAUGGGCUGAGUCGGGAAAGAAGGUUGUUACGAUACUGCUCAGAUGAGAGUUAUAAUGAGAAGGUAACUCAUGAAAACUGGGAUAUUGUACAAGAGUAUUUGAUCAAGGAGAACGUCGUCAAAUCUGUUCUCGCAGGAGGUAAGCCUCUCAUUGUUCGAAAGAAAUUCAUAUACUGGUUAACUGAAAUCCUAUGGAGCCUGAUAUUUCGCCAUUACUUUGACUACAGCACAGUGAAAAUGAGUCGAAGGUCAGCCAUUGAUUAUCACAAGGCAACUCUUAGCUUGCUCAAAUGGAUCAAAGUGAAGUUACCGCACUGCAGGCUGAACAAUCUUACCACUGACUUGAAGAAUGGUGUUAUCCUUUGUCAUUUGAUCAACUCAAUAGAGCCUAACUGUAUCGAUCCCUCAGUAUUUACAGAAAUUUUGUACCCUGAGGAUGUUGUAACCUUCGCCAUAGAAGCUGCAAAAGAGGUCCUCGGCAUUCCCGCGUUAAUAAGCGCGAGUGAUAUUUAUGACUGUAAAGCAGACGAGAAAAGUUUGAUUACCUACUUGGCUUUGUUUCGCAGUGCUGACCGAAUGCUUAUGAAGGGAAUCAGACCUAUAUCGGCAAGACCUCGUGGUAGAUAUGCGUUCCACAAGGACGGAGCCAAAGUCAAGCAGCAAAAUUCAAGGGUUGAUGAUAGCAUCGCUUACGGCUUCGGUAUUCGGCAUGGAGAAGUGGGAAAACCGACAGAGUUUGUUGUUCAUUUGAGUGAAAGACAAACUUCAGACUUACAUAUUUCAAUUAAAUGCACGCCGGAUGAUGAUGAGGAUGCCAGGGUUAACGCAGAGCCUAACUUGAAACUAAUUGGAGACAGUUGUUAUAUAAUUUCAUACACACCAGUUAUGUCUGGCCACUAUGAAAUUUCAAUUCUUUGUGGUAAUAAACACAUUAAAAAUAGUCCGUUCAAAAUAAAAGUUGCCCAACCUUCCAUCGAGUUUAAGUGCUACACAGACCCUGAUCAUAAAUUGUCAAUUGAACCAGCCAAACCAACCAUGGAUAGCGAUUAUCUUAUUUUCUGCGACGAUUUAUCUCAUAACUUCAGCAAUACUGAUAGUGAGAGCGUCAUUGAUAAGAAUGUAUACAGGCCAGAGAGUCUAAGUACGGUUGAUAGUGGAAUAGACAACGCGUUAUUUAGCGACGGUUUACAGAGCGAGUUCCAAUCAGGAGCUGAGAAUUCAGAGAGAGGUUCGUCGAUUUCCACCCAGGCCACAUCGCCAUCCAUUGUCUCCAAAGGAGGCUCUCAGUGCUCGAUCGUUUCGGAGUUUGAUUUCUUUGAAGCUUUUGGCUCUGGCCUCGAGUCAGGGGAAGUAGGUGUUUUAAGCCAUUUCGAAGUUAGGACCCCAAAUGGAAGUAAUGGGCCAUUGAGUGUUCUAAUCACGUGUCCUGCUGUUUCCAUACCAACGCCGUACGUCAACACAAGGGCCGAUGGGGACCAACUUAUCCAUGACGUGAUGUUUCUCCCAACAGAACCCGGUAUAUACGAAAUAGAAUUGAAAUGGGGCAAGAAAAUAAUUGUGUGCUCUCCCUACAGUGUUGUCGUUAACGAAGCAGGUAAUACCCCAUCAAAGCAGGCUACCGUGAAUCUUGAGGAUUUUUUUAAUGAUGGGAUAAGACUUGAAAAAAAGGCCGUUUUGUACUACAGUUCAACGAGCACAGACAAGCGACACGCGCGAAGGAGGCAUUUCCUCGAAUCGAUUUUGCAAAGAGAAAUUCCCAAUCUACAUCUGGAUAGCAUUGCGAUAGACGUUGAGAUGCCACCAAAGGAAAGGAGAAAAAUCCUCUCGCAGAUUCAUACUGACACCAGAAAAGGAAAUUUACCUUUUGUUUUUGUAGAUAAAAAGUUCCUUGGAGAUUUUGAAACACUUGUUGGGAAGCAUAGAAAUGGCGAAUUGAAACAAUAUCUUAAGGAAAAAUUUGAGUAUUACAGCAUGGAUGAAAGCAAUCUACUUGUCGAUUUAAAAACUCUUGGGCAAAUCAAAGCAACUCUUGAGGAAAUAAAAUCAUCCAGAUUCACUUAGCAAUUGAUUUAUAGGGUUUUUUAAAUUUCAAAAUCUGCAAAUGCAUCCACUACUCUCUUAAAAUAGGUAGCAGCAAAUUCUUUGAAACUGAGAUGGACGUAUUUUCAAACAUCAAGUUACCGAAGUAUCAAUAUUGUUGUGACUAAAACCAUCAUAUGUUAGAAAGAUGUGCUUUUGCUUAUGAAAUGAUUAUACUGAUUGCGAAUGCUUUCAGGCUUUUUGGCCCGCAAUGUCGAUAAUCUAAUUUGCAAAGAUCGGGAUGCAGUUAAAUUUACGGGUUAAUGCAAGUUAUAAAUUUUGUAUACAAUAUAGCUUUGCUUGAUAUGCUCUACCUGAAUCUGCAAUAGAGUAGAUGAUCAUUUUACUGCGUGGAUUGUUUUUCACGGACACAGCAAGUGGCUAAUUCUACCAGGGGGAGGGGAGGGGGGGGGGGGCGGAGAAAUAGAGUUCAUUGGUUUUUCCUGAUUCCGAUUAAAUACAGGGAGACGGUAACAAGCUGCUGGAGAUAUUGAAGGUGAUGUGUUCUGAGAUUUGACAGUUAAGAAAAUCAGGCUUGAUUGAGCCUAGUUUUAUGUGGGAAACCAACCUUCUUCCUCCCCAAAUAGGCGAUUAACGUCAAUGUAUGUGAGACCAUCUUAGAAUAUCUUUAUUAGAAUUUGCAAAUAGCUUGGAAAGGCACUAGAAAUGCUGUGUUUUAAGUGCAUUAUAUCUUAUUUAUUAUGAA